AUGUCACACAAAAUAAAAAUAAGAAACAAUGUCAUGUACGCCACGACCCCCAUCAUAAACGAGGACGACAUUGCGGACUUCGUUUCGAACAUGAAUGUGCACAAAUGGGAAGGAGAGACAGAUGGGAUGGCAGAUCAGGAGGCGGGUCAACUGACUUGCGAAUUGGCGGGCAGCCUGCCAGAGGGAAGCGCACACUGUUACCCAGUUAAGGACAUACAACUCGGAAGCUUAAAAAUCUCCGACUGGGGUAUGUCCAUCCUCAUCCCCUGCGUCCUGAGAAGCAGGAAUUUGGUUACGCUUAAUUUAUCUAGCAACGACUUGACUAAUGAUAGCGCAAAAAUCCUGGCCAAGUGUCUCAAGUACCUUCCCCGACUGGUCUCCCUAAAUCUGUCUAACAACCUGAUCAAGUCCGACGGCGCCAACGAAAUUAUAGAAGAAUUUUUCUCCAAAAAAUUCAUGUCCAAAAGAGAAUUCUCCUCAGGGGCAGAACAAAUAAACACCAAUUUUCACCUGAACAGUCAGGCAAAAAAUGCCAUAAAAAAUAUGCACACAAAUGUACGUGAACUGGAUUUGUCCGACAACUUUUUGGGCCCCUCAGUUCUCUUAAAAUUAAGUCAAGUCUUAAAUAACGAUAACAAUGAUAAAAUCAAAUUAUACAUAAAAAAUGUCCAACUGAGUGAUGUGAAUUUAUCCUCCUUUUUUCAAAAAUGCACACACAUACAAAGUUUAAACAUUUCUGAAAAUGGCAUUGCUUCCGCCUUAUUCUCCGAGCACAUGAAGAAUUUAUUUACAUCCCAAUUAAACUUAAAAGAAUUACAUUUGUCGAAUAUAUGCUUUGAUCAAAAUGGAACACAGAAAGAGGAACAUGGAAAUGAACUACUUAAACAGUUGGUUAAUCAACUGACUGAAGCGCCCAAUUUAUCCGUUUUGUCAUUUGCAAACAAUAAUGUGAAUGAUCAUGGAUUUGCACUUUUCUGUGAAUUUUUAAAAAAAAAUAAAAACAACAUAACAGCGAUUGAUUUUUCGAAUAAUCAGAUUUCCGAUAUGAACAAACUCAGCGAAGCGUUAAAAAAUAAUCAGACAUUAAAAAUUAUAAAUUUAUCAAAUAACAGAAUUACGGAUGGAAAUUUAAAACACUUUUGUUCCGAGACUUUGUCUUCCAACCUCACCGUUGCAGAAAUUUCCCUGUCGAAUAAUGACUUGACGGACUCUUCAUGUGCUUACAUUGCCGACGCGUUGAUGAUGCAGUGUAGGAUUGUAGAAAGGUCAAUUAAGUUGAGGAAGCAACUUGGGGGGAAAGAGGGCUCCCAUACCAUGCCGCGCACUCUUCACAGGGUUGAAGUGGACAAACAGGAUAAUUUAGGCGGUCAAGGUGAGGUACGGCAUGCUAGUAGCCCCCCUCGUGACACUUGUCGUGACACUUGUCCUGACCCGCCUUGUGAAUCCCCACGUGCGUGGGAAGAAUUGCCCGAAGUUGACUCGCAAAAAUCAACGUCCAACUCGAGCGAAGGAAGCUCAAUCCCUGUCCAUCUAACCAAAGCAAAAAAAACGAACUCCAAAAAUGACCACUCUCAAAUAAUACACAAAUUUAAAGAGUUCAUCACCAACCGACACAACGAACAGAAUGAUUUCUUUUCUUGCAUCGGUGUCCCAUCCCUUAACAGAGCUAGCGAAACGUCCAAACUGCUCUUCUUGCAUGAAAAACGGAGAAACUUAAUAUAUAACAAGAAUGAAGACUUGUACCAUUCCUGUGAUUCAUUUUCGUUCAACUGUUUUAAAGGGCUCAAAUAUCUGAACGUUUCUGGGUGUCGCAUUAGUAGCCAAGGGUUGACUCUCCUCAUUAAUUCACUUAACAUGCCCUAUUGUUCGUUAGAGUUUCUCGACGUUUCCUCGUCCGCUAGCGACCUAACCGAUGCUACACACCAGGCAUUGUCCUCACUAAUUGCAGAAAAAAAAAACAAAUUCGAAAAAAAUGACAAGUUCCAUUUUGAGCAUUUGCCCCUCACCGUCCGAGGGGUUGCGCCCACACUCAUUCCCCUGAACGACUCGGAGGAUAACACGGAUGGGGACAGCAUAGGUUACACAAGAGUGAUAAAGAGAUAA
Messenger RNA from Plasmodium fragile, 2103 nucleotides. RefSeq lists its product as uncharacterized. The record is from RefSeq and is a predicted model, not a curated record. Gene Ontology annotation, molecular function: GTPase activator activity; small GTPase binding. Gene Ontology annotation, biological process: activation of GTPase activity; nucleocytoplasmic transport. The transcript is spliced from 2 exons. The coding region runs from base 1 to 2103 and encodes 700 amino acids. Lineage: Eukaryota; Apicomplexa; Aconoidasida; Haemosporida; Plasmodiidae. Gene Ontology annotation, cellular component: perinuclear region of cytoplasm; nucleus; cytosol.